This is a messenger RNA of Paramecium pentaurelia, 2928 nucleotides long. Lineage: Eukaryota; Ciliophora; Oligohymenophorea; Peniculida; Parameciidae. The record is from the annotation of a GenBank genome assembly.
AUGAAUACACAAAUUAAAGCAACAAGACAACCAUUAUCUUAAAUUGAUUUUAAUUAAGAUUUAGAUAAUUGUGGUACAACACCUAAACAUAAAUAAUUCAAAACUGCUAUUACACUCAAUAGUGAUUAUAAGAAUAAUCAAAAUUAUAAUGUUCAAUUCAAGGUUAAAUAGUAAAAUCAACCUAUGGAUUAACCUAGUAUUAAUAAUGCAAGUAGACUUAAUGAGAAUAAUGCAAUUUUCAUGAGUCCUGCACCACUUCGUAGAAAUACUUAAUUUCAAAUAUAAUAAUAAUAAUAAUAACAGCAGAUCACUUCACCAUUGUAGAAAAACUAUAGUUAGAAGCACUUUUAACCUAAUUCUCCAAUUACAAAACAUAAUAUAUAAUUUAGAGGAGUUUCUCAAUAACCUUUUAAUUAAAAUGUAUCUCAUACAACAACUCAAAAAUUAGAAUCAGAUGUUCAAAAUUUGAAGAAUUAGAAUCAUGCAUUAUAAUAAUAAAUAUUUUAAUUAGAAUCUAAUAUAUAAAGAGGAAAUAGUACUCAAUUCAUUAAAGAAUUAGAAAACAAAAUUUUAAUGCUUUCAAAAUUAAACGAAAAAUUAAAUUAAGAUAAUUAACAAUUAUUAAAAAUAAGUGAUGUUGAAUAACUGAGAAUAGAGAAAGAUCAUUAAUCUAAAAAAUUAGAGGAAUUAGAAAGUCAAUAUGAAAAUUUAUUAUAAUAAUUUGAAUAAUUUGAUUGUUAAAAAUUGAAUGAAUUACAGUAAAUGAAUUAAGAAAACAAGAUAGAAAAUUUAAUAGUUGAUCUAGAAGAUAAGAUUACUGGAUUAAUAAUUGAGAAUGAAAAGUUGAAUUAAUAAAUUUAAGAAGGAUAGAAUAUUGAUUAAAAUAUUGAAUAAUUAUAGUUAGAAGUGCAAUAACAUUAAAUUACAUAUUAAAAAUUGAAACAUGAAGAGGUUUAAUAUAGAUUUAAAUAUGAUACAGCAAAUUAUGAUGAGAAAGUAAGCAAGAGACAUUAGUUAAAUGAUAAUAGAGAUAAAGUAAUAGAAAAAGUAUUAGAAUUAGUAUUAUUAAAUAGAUUAAACUCUUGGAAGAAGAGAAUUAAAAAUUGAGAGGAUUAUUAAGUGAUGUCGAUUAUGAAGAGGAGAUUAAGGAUCUGGAGGAUAGGGUAAAUCAUUAAUAAAUGAUGUUAGAUUCGAGUGAUAGCAUAGGAUAAUAAAAAGUUAGAAAUGUAAUUGCUAUAAAAAUGAUAUAUAUAAUGUUUCAGCUUAUUUCAAAAAUUAAUUCCGAAGGUCUUGAUUUUAUAUGAAUUAUUUAAUAAAAUGAAGAGUUGUGAUUUAUGCAAAAAUGGAUCAAGGAGAAAGAUGAGAGAUUACUUGCAGGAGAAAUACUUUGAAGCUUUUAAUUUCUACUUUGCAAAACCUAUCAAUGAAAUAAUUGCAUAGAUUCCUCACGCCCCUCAUGUAAUAUAUUUUAAGGAUUAUGUAAUCUUAGAUGAGCGGAUGGAAUAUUUGAAAAGGUAUAUGGUGUUGGUAAUGUUAUAUUACAAGAUUCUACAGCUAAGAGGAAGUUAAGCCACGUGUUGAUAUCCUUACAGAGUUUUAUACUUAGAAUUACAAGCAUAUGCAUCCAAAUUUAUGUGUAAUAGAUGCUCAUAAGAUCAUGAAUAAGAGAAACAAUAGAUAUGAUAAAUUGUUUUAUUAAAAGGAUAACGAAUAAAGUCAGUAAUAAGUAAUUAGUCGGCAAGUGUUGAAUUCAAAAUUGACAGAGAAUAUCAGUUUCGAAACACAAGAACAUGACAUUUAUGAGGAAGGCACUUAAGAAACUACUAAAUAAGGUCUUGAUUUAAAGGGAUUGCAGAUUAUCAAAAACCUUUAACAAUUAAAUCGAUCAGAAUAGUCUGACAUCACACUGAAAGAUUGCAUUAUGCAAGUGAAUCAAUUAUAUGGAAAACAUAAGAAAUAAUCCACAUAUUCAAAGAGCAUUAAACAACGCAAAUAACCAGAUAGCUAUAAGAAAGGUAUAACAAAGUCUAUUAUAGGGACUAAUUCUAAAAGCGAAUCUAAAAUUUUAUCGAAUAUUAAAUCAAAUAAGGAAGAACCCUUAGAAUUGGGAAAUGGGGUUGAACAAUUCAAUGAUUUUGAUGCUAAACCUAAAUUGACAAGAAUGUAGAGUGAUUCAUAAACGAUAUAGAGAAUGCUUAAGGAAUAUUAGAAGAUGAAACAAUUGAGAAAUACAGUCUCAUCCGAUUUGUUACCUAUGAGUACUUCUGUUUAAGGAUUUUAAGGUUAAUAAAAAAGUAUUAGAUAAGAUCAUAAUAAUAAUAAUGGGAGUAUGCAUAGUAGUACAUCAACUAAACAAGAAGCACUUAAAAAAGUAUAUUAACCUUUGCCCAAGAAAAUUACAACUAAUUAAAUUGAUAAAAUUGCCAAGGGAGGUUGUUUAACAGAUAGAACUUAUAAAAGACCUCCUCCGAUUUCUGAGGAUCUUAUGCUUAAGAUACAUGAUUAAAUAAAGGGAUUGAAUACUGUUGAAAGUAAAUAGAAAGUUGAAUUUAAAUAUAUGAUUCCAUCAUAAUAUAAUUCAUAAUAAAAUCAAAAAUUAGUAAGCACUAAAGCUAAAUCAUCAAAUUCUAAAAAAAUAAUAAGUGACUUAGGCACUAAAUCAUAACAUAUAAAUAAAUAAACCACAUAGAAGACUGAUGAAAUUGUUAAGAAAUAUAUUUAAUUUGCUUAAUAAACAAUGAAGAAAAAGUUUGAUUUUAAAUUAAACUUAUAAGGAUUAAAUGAGGAACCUUAAGAAGAGGAAGUUUGUAAUAUAUAUAUUUUAUAAUCCAUUAAGCUAGCAAGCGAAACAAUUUUUAUACAGAAAGACACAGUCAAGUAUAGGAUAGAGAACAAUUCAAUUCUCAUCGAAAAAUAUUAUAAAAAUGA